Nicotiana attenuata is the source of this 848-nucleotide messenger RNA. Its product is annotated as rhodanese-like domain-containing protein 14, chloroplastic. The record is from RefSeq and is a predicted model, not a curated record. Gene Ontology annotation, cellular component: chloroplast. Bases 60 to 731 code for a protein of 223 amino acids. NCBI's taxonomy places the organism in Eukaryota, Viridiplantae, Streptophyta, Magnoliopsida, Solanales, Solanaceae. The transcript is spliced from 6 exons.
ACAUCAAGUUCUCAUUAUUCAAUCUUUAAUUAGAAGGUACAAAUUUGUUGUGGAGAUAUAUGGCUGCUGUAACUUCAGUUAGCGCAGGCUCAUCUCUACAGCACCGAUUUCAUAGUAGUUGUUAUUCAAGUGCCAAAGAAUCUGUGACAUAUGGCUUAGCUAAAACAGUAAGCACAAGAUUCUCACUGAGCCUCAGAAUAAAAAAUGCAGCAACCAAACCUGCAAAAUCACCAGCUGAAGAAGAGUGGUCAACUAAACGGGCAUAUCUGCUUGAGAAAAGGGUGAGGAGUGUAGAGCCAAAGGAAGCGCUGAGACUUCAGAAAGAGAACAAUUUUGUGAUUCUUGACGUACGACCAGAGGCGGAGUUCAAAGAGGCUCAUCCAGAAGGAGCUAUUAAUGUCCAGAUAUACAGGCUAAUAAAGGAAUGGACAGCAUGGGACAUUGCUAGACGCCUUGCUUUUGCCUUUUUUGGCAUAUUUUCUGGAACUGAAGAAAACCCCCAAUUCAUACAAAUGGUUGAAUCUAAAAUAAACAAGGAUGCAAAGAUAAUAGUGGCUUGCUCAUCUGGGGGUACAAUGAAGCCUACCCAAAAUCUUCCCGAGGGCCAACAGUCAAGGUCACUUAUUGCUGCAUAUUUGCUAAUUCUGAAUGGUUAUACUAACGUAUUUCAUUUGGAGGGAGGGCUCUAUAACUGGUUCAAACAAGAAUUACCAGCAGUUUCUGAAGAGUGAAGUUUCGGUUAACUUGCUGCACCAAUUUCCUAAUUUGUACAGAGAAACAAGGCGUUAGAUAUCGAACCCUCCAUUAAUUUUGCUUAUCAAGUUUGAGAGUUUAAAGCGUUCCAUUGA